Molecule: messenger RNA, 702 nt
Organism: Corythoichthys intestinalis (scribbled pipefish)
Lineage: Eukaryota; Metazoa; Chordata; Actinopteri; Syngnathiformes; Syngnathidae
Gene: ndufb5
Product: NADH:ubiquinone oxidoreductase subunit B5
Exons: 6
Coding region: 49-606 (185 amino acids)
Source: RefSeq, a predicted model, not a curated record
AACAGCGAAUUACAGCCCGCUUUGUUGGAGUGCCAUCCCUCAGUAGCUAUGGUGGGUAUGAGUCUACUCAGGUCUGUCGCUGCAAUUGCAGCCAGACUGACUCCGGUGAAAUCAGGAAAUGCGGCGACAAAUUUACUUGUUCGUACAAUACCGCGUACGGAAAAAGUGGCUGUCCGUUGGGGUCAUGGAAAGAAAAUGUUUGUCAUCAAACCAACUGAGUUCUAUGACAAACGAUUUCUUCGCCUGUUGCAAUUCUACAUCCUUCUGACUGGAAUUCCAGUGGCUAUAAUUGUCACGUCUGUGAAUCUAUUCAUUGGUGAAGCGGAGCUGGUAGAAACUCCCGAGGGAUAUGAACCUGAGCACUGGGAGUACUACAAGCACCCCAUCACUAGGUGGAUUACCAGAAAUGUAUUUGAUUCUCCAGUGAAGGACUACGAAAAGAUGAUGGCUGCGAUCCAAAUAGAAAAAGAGAAGGCAGACAUGAGGCUGGCACAGCUGGAGGUGCGCCGACACAUGCGCCGGAGAGGAGACGGCCCCUGGUUUCAGAUAGAGACUCUCGACAAGAACCUAAUUGACUCCAGCCCUAAAGCAACACCUGAUAACUGAAUUAGAUCAUUGUCAGUCCGUUGUGCUGGUUUGGCGAGCUGUUUGUACAUUUUCCCCUCCUUCAUGCUUAAAUAAAAAAUAUCUAUGUUUACCUUA